Molecule: messenger RNA, 9621 nt
Organism: Chaetomium globosum CBS 148.51
Lineage: Eukaryota; Fungi; Ascomycota; Sordariomycetes; Sordariales; Chaetomiaceae
Exons: 2
Coding region: 1-9621 (3206 amino acids)
Biological process (GO): protein targeting to vacuole; mitochondrion organization; protein retention in Golgi apparatus
Cellular component (GO): extrinsic component of membrane
Source: RefSeq, a predicted model, not a curated record
AUGUUGGAAGGCCUGGUCGCGGGGCUGCUGAACCGCUUCUUGGGCAUGUAUGUUAAGAACUUCGAUCCAACACAGCUCAAGGUUGGCAUCUGGUCUGGCGAUGUCAAACUGCGCAAUCUCGAACUCCGCCGCGAGGCUCUCGACCAGCUGAAACUCCCCAUAAACGUUGUCGAAGGUCACCUCGGCGCGCUCACAUUGGUCAUCCCCUGGUCCAACCUGCGCGGCGCACCCGUCAAGGUCUUCAUUGAGGAUGUGUUUCUACUUGCCUCGCCGAAGGAAGAGGCCGAAUACAACGAAGAGGAGGAAGACCGCAGGAAACAGAGGAUAAAGAUGGAAAAGCUCGACUCGGCCGAGUUGUUGAAGGAGAGAUCGCAGGAGGGCCUCAGCCCGGAAGAGCAGAAGCGCACCCAGAGCUUCACCGAGAGCUUGGUCACCAAAAUCGUCGACAACCUGCAAGUCACCGUGAAGAACAUUCACGUUCGUUACGAGGACGCCAUCUCCGCGCCUGGCCAUCCCUUUGCCCUCGGCGUCACCCUCGAGGAGUUCAGCGCUGUCAGCACUGAUGGCGAAUGGACGCCCACAUUCAUUCAGGACUCGUCCAAGACCACCCACAAGCUCGCCACAUUGGAAUCCUUGGCCGUGUACUGGAACACCGAUACCAAACUCAUGGGACCUGGCCGUGAGGCGCAUACUCCGGGGGCCGAGGUGACGCCACACGACCAGAUGUUACAAAACUUCAAGACCAUGAUCAUGAGGAGCGACAACGACGUCGCGGCCGGUCAUCAGUUCAUCCUAAAGCCAGUAUCAGGUCAGGCUAAGAUCGAACUCGACAAGACGGGAGAUCCACACGUCCCCAAGUUCAAGUCCAACCUGCUGUUCGACGAAAUCGGUUUGGUCCUGGACGACCACCAAUACCGAGAUGCCUUGAUGAUGGUGGACCUCUUCCAUUACUUCAUCCGCCACCAAGAGUACAAGAAGUACCAACCAAAGGGGGUUACGCCCAAGGAGGACCCGCGUGCCUGGCUCAGGUUCGCCGGUGAUGCUGUGCUGGGCAAGAUUCACGAGCGUAACCGGCGAUGGUCCUGGGACUACUUCAGAGAACGAAGGGACGACAGAAAUCGGUAUAUCGAGCUCUUCAAAAAGAAGAAGCAGAACCAGCAGUUCACGCCCACUGAGAAUGAUGACAUGAACAAAUUGGAGUGGAAGCUGGGCUAUGAGGAUCUCCGAUUCUGGCGCUCCCUGGCCCGCAACCAGCUUAAGAAGGAAAAUGCCGAAGCUCUCAAGAAUCGCCCGCCACCGCAAGAAGAGCAGCAGCAGGGCUGGAUUGCUUGGGUGUGGGGGGCUAAGCCGCAGAACACGGAGAAACAGGACGAGAUGGAGAACACACAAAUCACGGAGGAGCAGCGCAAAGAACUCUAUGAGGUCAUUGACUGGGACGAGAAAACCGCCCUCGCCGCCGCCGUCGAUGAGCCCCGGGACACGGUCAAGAUGCAGAUCGAGACUUCGUUGAGCACAGGCAGUUUCACUCUCAAGCAAAGCCCCCACGAAAACGCGAGAGACCUAAUCAGCCUCCACUUCGACGUCUUCAAAGCUAAGGGCCUCAAACGGCCCGAUUCCUUCCUGGUGGACCUUAGCCUGGGCGGUCUCCGCGUCAACGAUGGUACCACGCCAAAGAGCGUGUACAAGGAAAUUGUCCGCGUGAAAGAUGCGCCCACGCAGAAGGCACAGAAGCGUUUAUCUAUUGCCGAACUCGCUCAGAUCAAUGACGAAGCCUUCUUCCAGUUCCAACUCGAGCAAAACCCCUUGGAUGACCAAGCCGACAUUGCCGUGACUGCAAAGCUGAAGCCGCUCGAGAUCGUGUGGAACCCGAACGUCGUUGUCGGGGUUGUCGACUUCUUCCGGCCCCCAGAGCGCCACAUGGAUUCGAUUAACGCACUCAUGGAGACCGCCGGUGCAACCGUUGAAGGCCUCCGCGAGCAGACAAGAGCGGGACUUCAGUUUGCCCUCGAGGAACACAAGACCGUCAAUGCCAAGCUGGACCUGCAGGCGCCACUCAUUAUUGUUCCCGAAAUCAUCACGAGUCAGAACACCGCUUGUGUGAUCGUGGAUGCCGGCCAUAUCAGUGUCACAAGCGAAUUGGUGGACAAGGAGACGUCGAAGGAGGUCAAGUCGAAGCAAGCCCAAACACAUACCGACCAGGAUAUGAAACGGCUCGAAUCUUUGAUGUAUGACCGCUUCCUCGUGAAGCUGACAUCGACCCAAGUCUUGAUCGGGCCGUCAGUAGAGCAAACUAAGCAACAGCUGGUGGAGAAGGACGACCGAUUGAUGCUUCACAUCGUCGACAAGAUCAAUGUCGACUUUGUUGUUGAGGCAUCGAUCCUCCCCAAAGCCCCCAACCUUACGAAAAUGAAGGUCUCCGGACACAUGCCUGUUCUCCAAGUGAGUGCGUCGGACGCCAAGUACAAGACAUUGAUGCGCAUCAUCGAUGUCGCGAUACCCAAGCUUGGGGGGAAUCAGGACCAGCUGUCGCAGGCCAGCCCACCACCCAAGAGACCCCGUGUUGAGAGCAACGCAUCUUCCGAAUCGCGGAUGCGAAACGCGAGAAGAAUUUCUACACAACUACUCCCGUUCACCACACAGCAGCAAGCCAUUAUUAUUGACGACGACGACCUUGAUGACGAUGAUGAGUUUGAGGAUGCCAAAGACGGUUCGUCGGACGAGCAAUUACGGGUACAGCAGCGCAUUUUUGAGUUCAAGUUCACCGUCGACAAACUUCGCGGCUCCCUUUAUCGCAGCGACCCCCAGAGACAAAAGCCUGACCAGUUGCUUGUUGAGCUCGUCGCCGAGAAUUUCGGAGUCGAAUUUCACCUCAGGCCGUUCGACAUGGGCGCGGACGUCACGCUAGGAUCUGUUACCGUCGACGACUUCGUUGAGAACCCGCCAGCUGAGUUCAAGUCGAUCGUCUCAUCGGGUGAUGUAGAGGAUCGCAAACAAGCAAGGGACCUGGUCCAUGUCAAGUUUGUUAGAGUCAAGAAGGAAUCGCCGGAGUUCAUGACUGUGUAUGAAGGGGUUGAGACCAAUGUCGACGUCGCUAUCUCCACCAUCAACUUGGUGGUCACACGCAAAACGCUGCUCACGCUGCUGGACUUUAUCCUUGUCACUUUCACCAACAAUCAGUCUGCUGACGUCGCCCGCCAGAAGGCUCUCAUUGACCACGAGUCCGAGACGGAUAUCGAUGUUGAACCCCCCUCACCGGUUCAGCAGUCUGAAAGCGGUGCUAUCAGGGUCAAGGUGGAUCUGAAGACUAUCAGACUGAUCCUUAAUAACGACGGCAUCCGCCUGGCCACCUUGUCCUUCAAUCACGCCGACGUUGGUGUAUUCCUUCUCGGCCGAACGAUGCGCGUAUCAACAAAGCUCGGGGACUUGAGUCUGGUGGAUGACGUUAACUUGGGUGUUGCGGAGGACUCGAGUUUGCGGCAGCUCGUCACAAUUCAAGGUGACGAACUUGCCGAUUUUCGCUACGAGACUUUCGAUCCAUCGAAGGUCGAACAGUACCCAGGCUACGACUCGUCGAUAUUUUUGCGGGCCGGAUCUGUUAAACUGAAUUUUGUCGAAGAGCCCUUCCGCAAGAUUGUUGACUUCCUUGUCAAGUUCGGCAAAAUGCAGGCCAUCUACAACGCUGCCCGCCAGGCCGCCGCCAACCAAGCCAACCAGUUGCAGCAGAGUCAAAGCCGGAUCAAGUUCGAUGUUAUUGUCAAGACCCCUAUCGUUGUGUUCCCUCGUGCGGUAGUCCCGGAAAGGCCUCAACGAGAUGUCAUCACGGCAUACCUGGGAGAGAUCUACGCUCAAAACAAGUUCGCGCCGCUUGACGACUCGGAGGAUUCGGAGAUUGCCAUGAAGUUGUCAGCCGGCAUCCGCAACAUCAAAUUAACGUCCAACUUCCAUUACAGCGAAGGCCGCAAAGAGGAGCUGGAACUCCUUGACCAUGUCGACCUCGGGUUCAACAUCACUUACGCCGAGCAUAAGCCCGGCGUCAAGCGGCCUGACCUCGAAGUACAAAGUUCGAUGACAGAUUUAAAUCUCCGCAUCACUCCCUACCAACUCAACUCGCUCCUCGAGAUCUCCAAAUCCGUGCCUGCUGCUUUUGCUGGGGAUCCGGAGCAGCACACCGCGGACGCUGAGCGAGAUGUUGACAAUGCCACCCUCGAGCGUGCCAGGACGUUGCCAGGGUAUGGGGGCAGUAGCACGAACGAACAACUCAUUGACAUGAGCCCAGAGCUCGGGACCCGCGGCGAAGCCUGGACUAAGCUUGACCUCGUCUUUACGGUUAACGAGAUCGGUCUAGAAUUGAUCAACGCCUUACAGGAUGCCCCUGUUGGAAACAUUGAUGCCGCCAGCCUGUCCAAGUUCAGCCUCAACUCCAGCCGACUCAAAACGCGGAUGGACUCCAAUGGCAGCCUUGAAGCGGAGUUUGUUAUCCAAGCUUUUACAAUUCACGACACCCGCCAUCGUGAGACGAAUAAGUUCCGGCGCAUCAUGACGAGCGGUAAUACGAGCGUCGAGCAGCUGAUGGCCAGCAUUACCAUGUCCGGCGGUGAGGAGAGGAACAUCAUCGCCAUGAUUGCCAUCGAUAGCCCUCGUGUCAUCUUUGCCCUCGACUACCUUUUCGCUAUCCAAAAGUUUGUUACGAUUGGAACUCAAACUACCGAGCCGGACAUUCCUGAGAAGAGCCCGCUGGAAAGCCCCGAGGAAAUGAGUGACGUGGAUUCUGUGCAGGCCAACUUUUCUGGGAGGCGCUCAGAGAGUAGCAGCCGCCAGGCCAUCCAACCCGCUGCCGACCAGACGCAACAGAAGAAGCCCGGGGCGAAGACGACACUGGCUUACCGGGUCAACGUCGUAGACGCCCAAGUCAUCCUGAUCGCCAACCCCUUAAGCACAAGCUCCGAGGCCAUUGUUUUGGGGACGAAACAAGUAAUCUUUUCUCAACAGCACGCCCUCACAUUCCAAGUAUCCCAGUGCGGCAUGUUCCUCUGCCGCAUGGAUCGGUUUGACGACUCUCGCCUGAGAAUCAUCGACGACUUUUCGGUUCAAGUAUCCAUGGACAGUUCCCAACCGGCCACCACGAAGAUCCAUGCCGACAUCGAGCCUCUGAUUCUCCGGCUAUCUCUACGGGACAUCCUUCUGGUGAUGCAAACGAUUACCAAGGCCUCUGAGCUAUCGGGCGGCACUCCCGUGGACGCUGAUCCCAAGGCAUCCGACCAAAAGGCGAAACAGCUGAAAGCACCCAGCCUCAAGCACAGGACUGGAAGCGGCAAGGGUUCAUCGACUCUGGCGGGGAGGACGAAGCGGACCAGCAAGAGUGCCGGUCAAGUAUCUCAGAGAGGGGGGGUCCCACCACCCCACGACGUCGUCAAGCCGCCGCCGCGAAACGAGGAGCUUACUGUUGCAGUGGCCGGGGUUAGGGUGGUGCUCCUUGGCGACGUCCACGAACUCCCCAUUCUCGAUAUGAAUGUCAAGAACUUCACGGCCGGUGCCGAGAACUGGUCGUCGAGUUUGAAGGCGGAAACUGCACUUGAAAUGUACAUGAACAUUUACAACUUCGCCAAAUCGGCCUGGGAGCCUCUGAUCGAGCCUUGGCAGGUCGGCUUCGGUGGAGCGCGUGACCAGAAAACUGGCACCAUGUCGGUUGAUGUGACGUCGAAACGCAACUUCGAUGUUACUGUCACUACCGCCAGCAUCGCUCUGCUCUCCCAGUCCUUCGCCUUCUUCGCACAGGACCAAGACGUCCUCAGCAAACCUCGCGGUGUCGAGGCCCCUUACCGCAUCCGCAACUACACUGGCUUCGAGGUUAUCGUCCAUGCCAAGCGGCAGAGCAGCGAAGAGGUCACAACACUGCGUCUCACGGAUGGACAAGAAGUGCCGUGGAGCUUCGAAGACUGGGAGAAACUGCGUGAGAGCCUCAUGCUUGCCGAGGGUGCAGGUGCCAGCAACGUGUCCGUUCAGUUGGACGGCAGUGGCUUUGACAUGGUCAAGAACAUCCGUCUGUCUCGAGAGGGCGAGUUCCUCUAUGCACUGAAGCCGAAAACGGAUGGCGUUCUGCACAAGCUACUUGUUGAGGUAAAACUGGGCACCGACAACGUGAAGUAUGUCACACUGCGCAGUCCUUUAUUGGUGGAGAACGAGACAGAUCUGCCUGUCGAGCUGGGCGUGUAUGACGCUCACGAGGGCCACUUGCUCAAGAUCGAGAAGAUUGCGCCCGGCGAGAGCAGGCCAGCACCGGUUGGAGCGGUAUACGAGAAGAGCCUGCUCGUUCGACCAGACCCGGGCUUCGGUUAUGGAUGGAGCACCGAUACUCUGUGGUGGAAGGAUCUUCUCCGGCGCCCAACCAAGACAUUGGUGUGCAAAGGAGAGCAUGGCGAUCCUUUCUACUUCCAAAUGUCUACACGCUGGGACAAGUCCAAUCCGAUGACUAGGAAUUAUCCAUACAUGCGUCUGAAGAUCUCCGCUCCUGUCACCUUGGAGAACUUGCUACCCUACGACUUCAAGUACCGAAUCUACGAUAAGAGCACGAAGAAGGACUGGUCAAACUUUCUCCGCAAGGGUGGCGUCAGCCCUGUCCAUGUGGUCGAGCUGUCGCAUCUGUUGCUCCUCAGCAUCGACAUGCAGGAUACCCUGUUCAAGCCAAGCGAGUUCGCCAUUAUCAACGCCGGCCCGACGGACGAUUUCAAGAAAGAGACGCAUCUAGUGUGCCGCGACGACAAUAACAUGACCUUGAACCUGAGGCUACACUACUUCCGCAUUCCUGAUGGUGGGGGUGCGUUCAAGGUUACGGUGUACAGCCCCUAUGUCGUUCUAAACAAGACCGGACUGGAUGUUAGCAUUCGCUCCAAGGGUUUCAUGCAGCAUGCGAAGGCGGCGGCGGGGCAGGCACUCAUCGACGUUUCCGACGGAAGCGACAAGAAAGCGCAGCCGCUCAUGUUCUCGUUCAACAGCGAUGACCACAGAAACCGGGCUAUCCUCAAGGCUGGUGACUCGGAAUGGAGCAAACCCCAGAGUUUUGAUGCCAUCGGAAGCACUUCCGAGGUUGUGCUCGAUUCCACGGGGAAGAACGCCGAGAUCCACGUCGGUGUGACAGUUGACUCAGGUCAGGGCAAGUACAAGAUGGUCAAGACGGUGACUCUGGCUCCAAGAUACGUCAUCCAAAACAAACUUGGUGACGACAUCAACAUCCGUGAACCCAGUUCUUCAAGCGUGAUGUCUCUCAAGACCGGCUCACUCAGGCCGCUGCAUUAUCUGCACAGAGGUGCCGUCAAGCAGCUAUGCUUGUGCUACCCCGGAUUCGACAACCAAUGGACGGCACCCUUCAAUAUCUCGGACCUUGGUAUCACGCAUCUCAAGAUCGCUAAGGCCGGUCAACGUCAGCGGCUGAUCCGGGUUGAGAUUCUCAUGGAGGACUCAACCAUCUUCUUGAGUCUGAGCAUGGAGCAGAGGAAUUGGCCGUUCUCGAUGCGUAACGAGAGCGACAUGGAGUUCACCUUCUAUCAGGUCAACCCCCGCCUUGACGAGGACGAGGACGAGGAUCGAUCCGGAUGGCGGGCUGUUAGAUACCGUCUCCCUCCACGCAGCAUCAUGCCGUAUGCAUGGGAUUUCCCUGCCGCCAAGCACAGGGAGGUAUGCAUCAGUGCGUACAACAAGGAGCGACAUGUGAAGCUGGCGGAAAUCGGUAAUUUGAUGCCCAUGAAAUUCAUUGGCACCAACGGCCAAGCAAAGAUCAUCGACAUCAACGUCACCGCCGACGGACCGACGCAGUCGCUGAUCCUGUCUAACUUCAAACAAUCCAAGAGUCUUUACCGGCAACGGUCCAAUGUAGGGUCGACUAGCAGUCGGGAGGGUUUUGAAGCGAAGCAGCUUGACACGAACACCACCUUCAGCGCGCAACUGCGGUUGUCCGGCAUUGGUGUCUCGCUCAUUAACUCGCAGCUCAAAGAGUUGGCGUACCUCACCUUCCGAGAUGUCCAACUUCGCUACAGCGACUCGCCCAUGUACCAGACAGUGAGCUUGGCCGUGAAAUGGAUCCAAAUCGACAAUCAGCUCUAUGGCGGCAUCUUCCCGAUGAUUCUUUACCCUAGUGUGGUGCCAAAGAGGGCGCAGGAGAUCGAGGCGCACCCGUCGUUGCAUGCCAUGGUCACGCGAGUCAAGGAUGAGUCGUACGGUGUCGAGUACAUCAAGUACGCCACCGUUCUUCUCCAGGAGAUGACGGUGGAACUAGAUGAGGAUUUCAUCUACGCGGUUUUGGAGUUUUCCAAGAUCCCUGGCGCUUCCUGGUCGUCAACGGCAGAAGAGGAUAAGCUAUGCGAUGACAAUAUUGACAUUCCGCAACCGAAACAACAACAGUCCGGUAGAGAUAUCUACUUUGAGGUCCUCAACAUUCAGCCGAUGCAGUUGGAUCUCUCGUUUGUACGGACUGAGAGAGUCAAUGUGGAGGACAAGACGUCAUCCAAGAACCCGGUCAUGUUCUUCUUCAACGUCAUGACGAUGGCCCUCGGGAACAUCAACGACGCGCCAGUCAGGUUUAACGCAUUGAUGCUCGAGAAUGUGCGGGUCUCGAUACCGGUGCUUGUACAGAACAUCUCGAAUCACUACAGCCAGGAGGCCCUGUACCAGAUCCACAAGAUCCUGGGCAGCGCUGACUUCCUCGGCAAUCCCGUAGGACUCUUCAACAACAUCAGCUCGGGCUUUGCCGAUAUCUUUUACGAGCCGUACCAGGGCCUCAUCAUGUCCGACAAACCAGAGGACUUUGGCUUAGGCCUCGCCCGAGGCGCCGGUUCCUUCUUCAAAAAGUCCGUCUACGGCUUCAGCGACUCCUUCUCCAAAGUCACGGGCAGCUUUGCCAAGGGCCUCGCGGCGGCAACCAUGGACAAACAAUUCCAAGACCGGCGGCGCAUCACGCGCGCGCGCAACCGACCGAAGCACGCCCUCUUCGGGGUCACGGCGGGCGCCAACAGCCUCUUCACCUCGGUCGCUUCCGGCGUCGGUGGCCUUGCGCGCAAACCACUCGAGGGCGCCGAGCAGGAGGGCGCCCUCGGCUUCUUCAAGGGCAUUGGCAAGGGCGUGGUCGGGCUGGCCACCAAGCCGGCGAUCGGCGUGCUCGACUUCGCCUCCAACGUGUCGGAGGGCGUGCGCAACACCACCACCGUCUUCGACGGCUCCGAGCUCGACCGCGUGCGCCUGCCGCGCUACAUCCCCUCGGACGGCGUCGUGCGCCCCUACUCGCAGCGCGAGGCGCUCGGCCAGAGCUGGCUCAAGCAGGUCGACAACGGCAAGUACUUCGACGAGGCCUACAUCGCCCACCUCGAGCUGCCCACCGAAGACAUGGUCGUCAUGGUGACCUACGCCCGCAUCCUCCUCAUCCGCAGUCGCCGCCUCCAGACCGAGUGGGAUGUGCCGUUGAAGGAUGUGCAGACUAUCGCGAAAGAGCGCACGGGAUUGAGUCUGACGUUGCGUGGGGGUGCCAAUGGGCCCUUUAUCCCUAUCGGCCAGGAGAGUGGGCGCACGUUUAUUUACCGCAUGGUGGCGGUGGCGGUGGAGGAGUUUAAUCGGCGGUUUAAGGGGUUGGAGUAG